This is a messenger RNA of Penicillium vulpinum, 2457 nucleotides long. RefSeq names its product phosphatidate phosphatase App1 family protein. Bases 1 to 2457 code for a protein of 818 amino acids. The record is from RefSeq and is a predicted model, not a curated record. Gene Ontology annotation, cellular component: actin cortical patch. NCBI's taxonomy places the organism in Eukaryota, Fungi, Ascomycota, Eurotiomycetes, Eurotiales, Aspergillaceae. The transcript has a single exon. Gene Ontology annotation, molecular function: phosphatidate phosphatase activity.
AUGUCGCAAUCCGGACUUUCAUCAACAUGGGGGCCAGGUAAUGGCGAUGGUGCUGCUGCCCCUGGUAGUCGCCGAAAAAAGGUCUACGAGUAUUUCAAAGCGGCAAAUGAGCUACGCCAGGCGUAUACCUCACAAUGGUCGGGACAAAAGAAUGAACACGAUGAGGACUACUAUAAUACCCCCGGUGCCUUUCCGGAUGUGGAAAUUGCACGGUCAGGUGACGAGGAGAUGGUGGUCUUCCCCAGUUAUGCUAGGAAAUUAACAGGGAAGAAGAGCACCAGUACCAGCACACGUCCGCGGCGUGACUCGUGGUCAGAAACUAUUGAUGAAUAUCGGGGUGCUGCCCACGAAGAUGAUGAACCUGCUACACCUAAUUGGGAUGCAACAGAGACUGAAGAUGCAGUCGUGGCUGUUGAUGUGCGUGGCUGGAUUUACUCUCCUAGUCGGGGACCGAUGAGCCGAAAGCACCGGUUGAUGAUUGCCCUGGCCAGGAAGCUGAGCGGGAUCUCUGCACCAAGUGGAAAUACAAAUGAUGAAAGUGACGGUAAGGUGCCUGGGAAGGGGCAUGAUGAAUACAUCGACAAGGAGGUCCAAACAUUAGUCGCCACGGCUGAGAAGGAAGCAGACCCGGCUUGGAAAGGCUCGCAUGCCGAGCAAGAACAACAUCAUGGUGCACCAUUGAGUAAAGAUGAAUUGUCUAUAGCGAAUGCCCAUCUGAUGGAAAGACUUCGUCCAUUUUUGACGAAUCCUGUUGGGAGUAUGCCAGUGACGGUGUUCUUCUUCGACGACAAUGAGAGCAAGUCUCGAAAUAUCACGACGGAUGAAUCAGGCCACUUUACUCUUCGCGCUACACUGCCAUUUGUACCAACUCAUAUUCGCGUGUUGGCAUCUGAGGACCUGUCUGUCGCAAAGCCAAUUGAGGUCAUUGAUCCGGUUGGAAUCAGUUUGAUCAGUGACAUCGAUGAUACAGUAAAGCACUCAGCCAUUGCCAGUGGAGCGAAAGAGAUGUUCCGCAAUACUUUUGUCCGUGAAUUGGAUGAACUUACAGUGGAAGGAGUCAGCGACUGGUACUGCAAACUGGCCGAUCAGGGUGUGCAAAUUCACUAUGUGUCGAAUGCUCCCUGGCAAUUGUAUCCUCUCCUUGAGAGAUACUUCAAGAUGGUGGGAUUGCCUCCGGGCUCCUUCCACCUCAAACAGUACUCGGGCAUGCUUCAAGGAAUAUUUGAGCCCACCGCAGAGAGAAAACGGGCAUCAUUAGAACAAAUUCUGCGUGACUUCCCAGAACGAAAAUUCAUACUUGUCGGUGACAGCGGCGAAGCUGAUCUGGAGGUUUAUACUGAGAUUGUCUUGGCAAAUCCUGGCCGGAUCCUGGGAAUCUUCAUUCGUGAUGUUACAACCUCGGAAAACCAGAAGUUCUUUGACAAAUCCGUUGGCCAUCUUGACCAGUCUAAACGCAGUCACAGUUCACCAAAUAUGGUGGACCACACGGACGCUGUUUCCAACAGACCGACGCUCCCACCUCGAGGUGGCACGGCCGCUGUCGACUCUUCAGUGCCCAUAGGCCAUCGUGAUCCAAAUCCAAGCGAUCUUGACCUUGAGGACUUGAUUGAUCUCACAGAUCUCAUCAUCGGCGAUCAGCCACCACCAGCGGGGCUUACCCACCCCACCACUUCACGGCCACGCCCGGCGAAACCAAUCAAACCUUCUGCACUACGCAUGGUUUCUACUCCAGCUGAUUUGGCCAAGAGUUCCAGACCAUCCUCUCUGCGCAAUGUUGCUACACAUUCUGACGAGCCAGAAAAAGACUCCAAACCAGCGCCAAUACAAGAGGCACCCAGGCGCAAACCAGUCCCGCCUGUACCACCCAGACGUGGGGUACCCAAGAAAGAUUCAUUGAUUGAUGUAGAUCCCUCGCCUUCAAUCUCUCAGAGUAGCACUGGGACAUCAACGAAUGAGAUUCCUUCCUCGUGGCUCAAAGGCCUCGAUGAUGGUUUCGCGGGCUCUCAGACUCAACCGCAAGCUACACGCGCCAAGCCACCGCCACCUCGCCCUCCUCCACGUCGCACAACCACCGGGUCUUCGACCACCAGCUCAGAUCCCUCCAGUGCAUCAACUACGCCGGCUCGGACCCCUGCGAGUGGUAUUCAAUCAUACCCAGCGGCUGCCGCCCAGGCUGCAUACCAAGGGUUCCAAUAUGCAAGCGACCGACUCAAUUUCUCAGGAUCUCAAUCGAGCCUCUCACUCGGGAGAGCAGAAUCCAAUGGCGAGUCGGGCGUGCCGCCUGCGCCCCUUCCAAAUAAGCGCGAAGAGCUUUGGCGACGUCGUUGGGAUCGUGCAAGCGAAGUCCUUGAACAACACGGCGUUGUGCUGGGUAGUUGGCGGGUCGGAAGCGAUGCGGAGCCUGUAUGUGCGUGGUUAAUGAAGGAGGCAAUGAAAGAUGUCAAGCGUGGUCGUUAA